Blastomyces dermatitidis ER-3 is the source of this 1365-nucleotide messenger RNA. RefSeq lists its product as uncharacterized. NCBI's taxonomy places the organism in Eukaryota, Fungi, Ascomycota, Eurotiomycetes, Onygenales, Ajellomycetaceae. The coding region runs from base 1 to 1365 and encodes 454 amino acids. Gene Ontology annotation, cellular component: mitochondrion. The record is from RefSeq and is a predicted model, not a curated record. The transcript has 5 exons.
AUGCUCUGCAUGAUCUCAGCAGACUGGAAUGCAGAAAAGGAUUUAUUCCAGUUCACCCGAGGUCGCUUUGUAUACGAGGAAACCGAUCAAUUAAAACAGCGGUACAUUCAGUUCGAUCUCAAGCAGCUUGGUGAGAUUGCUGCACAGGCAGUCGGUGCUGCACGAUGCGUCAAAAUUGAGAAAUGUCCCGAUGGCCUAUACAACAAGGCCUACAUCCUAACUAUGGAUACGGCCAGCGAGGUUGCCACCAUGGAUUUUAUGCGAAAUGUUUUACAGACUCCGGCACCGCAGGUGUAUGCCUGGAAUUUCCGGGUUGAUAGAAGCAAUCCGGUCGGUGCGGAGUAUAUUGUAAUGGAAAGAGUGCAGGGUAUUCGUCUCGCCCGAGUCUGGGACUCGCUUCAGCUGCAAGAUUGGAUCAAAAUAUGUCUGCAAAUUUUCAAAUACCGAAAAAAAAAGUGGACCGCGGCCAAAUUUUCACAGUUCGGAAGCCUCUACUACUGCCAGGACAUCGAGUCAGCAGCACCAGGGACCCAACUGUACGUUGAUGAAGCAGGGUACUCUGUUGAUAGUUCCCAAUUCACUGUAGGCCCUGCUGUUGGCCGAGAAUGGGUUGAUGAUGGCAGAUGGAAUCUGCGGGGUGAUCGUGGCCCAUGGCGGUCCAUUCUUGACCUUCGCUCAGCGAUUGGGUUUCGAGAAGCUACUGCUGUCAGAACAUCCCAGCAGACACCUAAACAACUUGUGAUGUUUUAUGGACCCGGAGUUCAUCAGCCGUCUGCCGCGAAGAAACUUGCAGCAAUCGAGUCAUACUCCCAAAUUGUGCGCGUCCUGCUACCCAAGGAACCGGCCUUUACCACAGGCCACCUCUGGCAUAAUGAUCCCCAUUUGGAAAACAUAUAUGUCAACCCUUCCAACCCCAGAGAAAUUCUCGGCAUUAUUGAUUGGCAGUCUGUUCAGAUAAUGCCUCUAUUUGACCAUUGCCUGGACCCAGAUUUCAUAGGCUAUAAGGGACCAGACGUAGGAGAUGAUCUCGAACCUCCUAUAAUACCUAAAUAUGUCGACGACCUCGAUCCGCCUGACCGCGCCAUUGCUAUAAAACAAUUCUACACCAAGUGCCUCAUGAUUGCAUGGCGGACGGUGGUGAAAGCCAAGAACCCUGCCCAAUAUAGCGCCAUUCAAUUCAGGGGAUCUAAAGCCGGCCAUCUUGGACAUCUUAUCCAAAAUAUUGCUGUGCUUGGUGAAGCGCAUGCUCGAGCGUUAUUGCUCGAUGUAAGGGAUGAGUGGUGGCAAAUGUCUUCGUAUUCGGAUCCAAAAUUCCCGAUUGAGUUCUUAGAAGACGAAGUCACCGAAAUUGAAAAUGAUGUGUAG